AUGGCAGCAACACCAACAGAAGCCCAACUGGCCCAUCAGGAGCUCAUCGACAAGCUCGACAUUCACUCGAUCCCCAAGUCUUUCCGUAACACCAACUGGCGACCGAACCAGCGGCGCAACAAGAACAUCAAGACCAUCCUAGGCGACGCCUCGCGCAAGGAAGCCUCCUCCAUCGCGACGCCUCAGGACGGCGACAGCGGCGCCGCCACGCCUGCGCCCGCCGUCGACGAGAACGGCCUCUCAACCUCGGGCACCUCGACGCCGGCCCUGUCCACGACCGGUGGCGGUUCUGGAUCCAACUCGAGCAGCCUGCAACCGAACCUCGCCCAGGCCUCCCGCAGCCUGAGCAAGCUGGUGCUGGAAAAGAGCCUCAAGCCGGGCUCCGGGCUUGGGUUCGCGACAACCUCGGCGCCCAGUGCCACAUACACCAACAUUGAGAGCGCGCCCUCGCUGGCCCAUACAAAACGCUACUGCGACGUCACGGGUCUGCCGGCACCGUAUCUCGACCCCAAGAGCAGGCUGAGGUAUCACAAUGGAGAAGUCUUUAGUUUCAUCCGCAGUCUUCCCCAGGGCGUGACGGAGCAGUACCUGGAGGCGAGAGGAGCACACACGGUAUUGAAGUGA
Molecule: messenger RNA, 624 nt
Organism: Pestalotiopsis fici W106-1
Lineage: Eukaryota; Fungi; Ascomycota; Sordariomycetes; Amphisphaeriales; Sporocadaceae
Exons: 1
Coding region: 1-624 (207 amino acids)
Biological process (GO): chromatin remodeling
Cellular component (GO): Ino80 complex
Source: RefSeq, a predicted model, not a curated record